UUUGAUUUGGUAUGUAAACGGUCUCCCCCUCACAAACUGUGUGUUUUUCAGAGGAUAUCUCGAGUGUUCUGCUUCUAUAACCACCCCUGCACCAACAAAGCAGCUAUGACAUCUAAAGGUGCAAAAGAGACCAUCGUCUCUAAGCUGGGUUUCAAAUCCAGCAGCUCUGCCUCUAGGGCCGAGGCGGAGCUGGAGAAACUCAGGAAGGAGAAUGGUCACCUCAAGAGGAAGAUCGAUGAACAGGCCAAACGACACCCCAAACCACCUGACUCGGACAAAAGCAAGCUGCUAGAGAGGAUUCUUUCCCUGGAGACGCUGCGAGAAAGAAACAGUCAACAGUUGCUGGUCAAAGAGCAAGAACUGGAAACUGUGAGACAGCAGCUGUCAGCUAAAGGAGGAGAGGUGGUGGCAUCACUGCAGGCCCAGCUGGAGCAGCGAAAAAAGGAUGCAGAGCAGAGAGACAUAUUGUUCCAGAGCUUGUCACAGGAGACAGAGAACCUGAAAAACCAGCUGGUGACUGUUUCUGCCCGGUGUCGGUCUGUGGAAACACAGGUGAAUGCACAGGUACCUACCGCAGACUUGGCUUUGGUGCAGGAUCAACUGAAAGAUGCUCUUGAGAAGAACCAGCAAUGGCUGAUGUACGAUCAGCAGAGAGAGGCCUACGUCCAGUCUGUCCUUGCCCGCAUACACGAUCUGGAGCAACAGCUGACCGAGGCAAAGGAGCAAACGAAACAAGAGGCCAGUUCAGACGGUAAGAAAAGGAAUACCUUGAAAGCACACUCCGAGCUGCAGUCUCAGAAGGAGCAGGUCAGCAGGCUCCAGGAGGAGAUGUCAGCACUGCAGAGGAAGUACGAGAGGAAGAACAGAGAGUUGGAGGAGGCCAGGAUGCACCUGCAAGCAGAGCAACUCAGCAAAAGAUAUGCAGUGGGUGAGGAGAGAAAGGUGUCAUCUGAGCAAGCAGACAGGAUGAAAGUUGAUCUGGAGAAUAUGGAUAUCAGACUGGAGGAGGAGAGGAAGAGAUCUGCUGAACUUCUGCUGCAGGUUAACAUGCUGCAGAAGUCUCUUCUGAGACAAAAUGAAGAACAGAGAAGGAUCGCGGCGCUGGAGCAACAGAUCAAACUCUCUGCCAAGGACUCUGAGAAUGAAAGGAUUGAUCGUCAAAGCAUGCAGCACCAAUUACAUAAAGUGUUGAAAGAGCUUCGCAAGGCCCGUGAUCAGAUUACUAAACUGGAGUCAUCUCGACAGACAAACACCCGUUUCUCAGAGCCCAGCUCCUACAAUCAGCUUGAGUUUGAGCGUCUUACUAUUGAUGACCCCCAUGGCCACACAUCCCCCUCUAAAGUCGCCAACCUCCUGGAUGAAAGUUUUCUUGAGUGCCCCAAGUGUCGGGCCCACUAUCCCACGAGCCGCCACAGGGAGCUCCUGGCACACAUUGACUACUGCUUUGCCUGAGUUGGUGUAAAACAGUGGUUCAACCUGAUUGCUUAUUUUUCAAACAUAUUUUUUAAUCUCUGAUCUUUUUCUUGUCAGUUACUGGAUAUUUUUAUCUCAGGCUUCUAAAAAUGAAAAAAAAAAUCUGGCUCUUUACAAAUGUAACUGGUGACAAUU
This is a messenger RNA of Scomber scombrus (Atlantic mackerel), 1608 nucleotides long. RefSeq names its product centrosomal protein 55 like (gene cep55l). The record is from RefSeq and is a predicted model, not a curated record. Lineage: Eukaryota; Metazoa; Chordata; Actinopteri; Scombriformes; Scombridae. Gene Ontology annotation, biological process: mitotic cytokinesis; regulation of phosphatidylinositol 3-kinase/protein kinase B signal transduction. The coding region runs from base 106 to 1452 and encodes 448 amino acids. The transcript has 11 exons.